Aspergillus sclerotioniger CBS 115572 is the source of this 2277-nucleotide messenger RNA. RefSeq lists its product as uncharacterized. Gene Ontology annotation, cellular component: plasma membrane. The transcript is spliced from 2 exons. The coding region runs from base 1 to 2277 and encodes 758 amino acids. Gene Ontology annotation, biological process: transmembrane transport. Lineage: Eukaryota; Fungi; Ascomycota; Eurotiomycetes; Eurotiales; Aspergillaceae. The record is from RefSeq and is a predicted model, not a curated record. Gene Ontology annotation, molecular function: transmembrane transporter activity.
AUGUUCUCCGAAUAUGCCUCCCGAUUCCUUGCACAGUCCCAGUCACGGGUCAUGACUCAACCAGAUGAUGCCCGCAGAAAAGGACAUGAGCGGCUUUUGCAACAACCGCGAAAUCCUCUCUUACCAUCCUCGCGCUCAUUAUUCCACAGAAAUACGGCCGACCCCUACCAACCGGCCGGUUCUCAGAUAUCCAACUUCCCUUUCGGCUCGCGGACUCUGGCUCAGCCCGCGCCUCUUUUCUAUAGUGCCACCGACGAGUUUCGAGAGGACGAUGACGAGACCGAGCACGAGCGGGAGAUUUCCGACUUCUAUGCCUUGCAGAAAUCGCGGCGCCAGUUUGGAAGUAGCUAUUUGAGGGAAUCUUCCGAGAUCGACGACGACAACGACUCUGAAAAUUUGGACGAACAAAAGCCACCGGAUCGUGAAUACGCUGGUGCAAAAGGGAUUUGGAGUUCCUGGCGCGAUGCCAACCCCAACGGCAGAGCCCAGGAUUUGCGCGCUGACUACAGGGGGAAGACACGCCAAUCAGGAGGCGCAAACCAAGCUGAACGAAGCAGCAGCAGGCUCAGGGGAAACUUAGUUGACAUACGUUUGGAAGAUACACUCGCAUCCGACGUCGAUGCCGAUAGGGCCGACUCUCCUGGAUUUGGUGAUGACAACCCACCCUCCGUUCAAUGGUUCCGAGAGCAACCACAAUCGCGAAUGGGCAAUAUUGGGAUAGACUCAUUCCUCAUCCCAAUAGAAUCAGAAAACGCAGUAGUGCCGGAAAGAUCUCAGCCAUCAGAAUUACCUGGCUCCUAUCAAAGGUCGGCUGCCCCUGUAAGCGCGAGCUCACUCACUCAUGACGCUUUCUGGGGUCAGUUGUUCUUGAUAUCCGUGGCGUGUCUUCUUGCUACUUCGUUUCUUGUCUACCUCCACACCUCUCCUCCUUCUGGUGACAAGUCGAAAUGGGGUGACACGGUCUAUCUGACCAUACACAGUUCCUUCUACUUGCUCGGAAUUUAUACCGUCGUCUCAAUCUCCAUAUCUUUGCUCUGGCUCACACUGUUACGUUCUUAUGUCCGCCCGUUGGUUUACGUCGUCAUAUUUGCUGUUCCCGUAAUCAUGUAUUCAUUCUCCCUCUAUCCUUUCAUCUCGAGUUUUGGGGGUGCCUGGCAUGGAUCAAGCGUCCAGGACAAAGUCAUGAGAUGUGGGUCUAUUGUUCCAUUUGUUAUGGCUAGUGCGUGGAUUUACAAUGUCAUCCGGGGCCGCCGUGCCAUAGGAAGGGCAGUCGAUAUACUCGAGUUUGCAUGCCGCAUCCUCGCUGUAAAUCCAGAGCUUCUAGCCUUGGGCCUUGGCGCCCUCGUGCUGAUUGUCUUAUGGACCUGGCUGUGGAUGCUUAUGUUCACGCGAGUGUUCCUGGGGGGGCAUGUCUCUCGAUCAAGCCUCUUCGUCGUCGAUUUAAGCAGUUGGUGCUUAGGAGCUUACUAUAUCUUCGUCUAUGCAUGGUCAUUGGGAGUCAUUGCUGGUAUCCGACGUACGGUCACAGCUGCAGCAGUGAGUCAGUGGUAUUUUCAUCGCUUUACGACUCCGACUCCGACGUCCAGACAAAUUGUCCAGGCUGCAACUUUGCAUUCUGUUACAACCCUAUUUGGCACGAUUUGCCUGUCGAGUCUUUUGGCUCUAAUGGUCCGGGUCCCUCUUUUGUUGGUUCCCAGUCGCAUUGCCUCCCUCCUGAGCUUCUGCGCCUAUUCUUUCGUUCCAACUCCUAUAACUGCCAUCACAGAUCCCCUUACCCUUACGUAUGCUUCCAUUCAUUCCCAGGCACUUACGGUAUCUGCUCGUGGCCUGGCACAGAUGACAAAUCUUGCCCCCUCGAUAGCCACGUCUUCCCUGCACCCGCAGUCGUUCUCUUGGUCUCGUGGGAACUCUGCAACUCUCCUUUCCUAUCGGCUUUCGAAGCUCAUUCUGCAUGCCGCUCGUUUUAUGAUGUCCCUUGCGCUAGGAUUUGGUGGCUGGGUGAGCACUGCUCGAAGCUUAAGCGUGGCAGGAACCAACGGUUUGAUACGCGGCAGUAUGUAUGCCUACAUGGUCGGGUUCAUUGCUGGGACGAUUGGCUGGAGUGUCUUGGGUGCAAUCGAAGGCGUAAUUGCAGAUAUUGUCGAUGCAUCGAUUAUGUGUUGGAGCAGUGAGGUUGGCACUUAUGGUCGGGAAGCAAGGUACUGCCGAGAGGCUGGCUGGCUCUUUGGCCAAGAGCUCGCUUCGGAUUCUAGGCAUACACGUUUUGAAGGACCUUGA